UCUCGCUCAAGCUCAACAAGCAUCUCACAAUUAGCUCACGGCCUCACACUCCUCACUGAGCUCAACCACCAAGCUCGACUGCUCAAGAAGAAGGCCACCUGCCAAUCACCCAGCACUCUGCCGGUAGCCAUGGACAUGGGCCUUGAGGUCUCGAGCUCCUCCCCAUCCUCCUCGUCGGUGUCGUCCUCGCCCGUGCACGCGGCGGGGCGGGCGUCGCUGGCCAAGCGCCCCGCGGGGCGCACCAAGUUCCGGGAGACGCGGCACCCGGUGUACCGCGGAGUGCGGCGCCGAGGCAACGCCGAACGGUGGGUCUGCGAGGUGCGCGUCCCCGGCAAGCGCGGCGCGAGGCUCUGGCUCGGGACGUACGCCACGGCUGAGGUCGCCGCGCGCGCGAACGACGCCGCCAUGCUUGCCCUGGGCGGCCGCUCCGCCGCGUGCCUCAACUUCGCGGACUCCGCGUGGCUGCUCGCCGUGCCGCCCGCACUCUCCGACCUCGGCGACGUCCGGCGCGCGGCGGUCGAGGCCGUCGCGGAUUUCCAGAGGCGAGAGGCUGCCAACGGCUCCCUCACCGCCACCGUCACCGAAGAGGCCUCCUGUGGCGCUCCUGAAGAAUCGUCGUCUGAGUCUGACAGUGCCGGUUCGUCGGAGACGUCGGAACCUUCUGCCGAUGCAGAGUUCGAGGUGCCUGUCGCAGUGGACACCGAUAUGUUCAGUAGGCUUGACUUGUUCCCGGAAAUGGACCUGUGCUCGUACUACGCGAGCCUCGCGGAGGCGCUGCUCGUGGACCCGCCGUCGACGGUGGCCAUCAUCGACUCGUACUGGGACAACGGCGACGACGGAGCUGAUGUCGCGCUCUGGAGCUACUAGCUAGUACUAGUGUCGAUAAUCCCCCCGCAAAAAAAAAAAAAGUAGUGUACAUAAUUCUCAGCUGGCUUGUUUUGACUCUGUAGCUAUUUUCCCCUGUUACAAAGUUUUCCUAUUUUGGAAAAAGACUAUGUACGUACUCUAGCUAAUAAGCUGAAGCUGCUCCUAAUUCGGCUC
Messenger RNA from Aegilops tauschii subsp. strangulata, 1041 nucleotides. Its product is annotated as dehydration-responsive element-binding protein 1H. The record is from RefSeq and is a predicted model, not a curated record. Gene Ontology annotation, biological process: regulation of DNA-templated transcription. Lineage: Eukaryota; Viridiplantae; Streptophyta; Magnoliopsida; Poales; Poaceae. Gene Ontology annotation, molecular function: DNA-binding transcription factor activity; DNA binding.